AUGUGCUGCACCAAGCCGCCUCAUGUCUCACUUGCUACGAUAUUCGAGAUAUCUCGAUACAUGUAUAUUCGUAAUGAACUACUCAUAAGAUGGCCCGACCUCUCCAAGUCAAAACGGCUGAUGUGGAAAGACGAACAGUUUUGUGCUGUUAUAUGUAAAUUGAAUAACAGUCGCGGAGUCUGUUACCCUAAGAAGAUGACUGCCGAGCUAUGUACGCAGACCUCACCAUGCGAUGUCGCCAUAAUACAAACGGCGACGACUAUCGAUCCAACAGGAAGUAGCCUUACGUCGAACAAAUCACUAAGUGAGUUUGAACACGUCACGUCAGAGGUCCCUCCUAUCGUGAACAAGACAACCGAACAGGAUUUAGCCACUGUCAGUUACCCGCUGACCCCUGUACCUCACUUUGAAUCCACGAGCAACGGUCAAACAAACGGGGACAUUCAGCCCAGCAACAAUUCGAGUGCGACACCAUCUGUUCCGGCGGGGCUCGCCGAUCCCAUACCUGCUUCCCCAUCCAGUGGAUCGCUAGAUCAAAUGGAGACUAGUACCGCGGUUGCAGACCUGCUCAAAGGAGGCAAAAACAUCUCACAAAACUCGGAAAUUAAUCAACUUACACCAUCCACAUUCGGUCUAAGUGGUCCCGGGGGACAGACAGAGCGAACUCGUUCUUCGCAGUCCAACAGUACCCAGAACAAUGAGGAGCGAAAACUGUUUGUGGGCAUGCUAAGCAAGCAGCAAGGGGAAGAGGACGUCCGGAGGUUAUUCGAACCAUUUGGAACGAUUGAGGAAUGUACCAUACUCAGAGACCAAAGUGGAAACAGUAAAGGUUGUGCAUUUGUAAAGUUCUCGUCACAACAAGAGGCUCAGUCGGCGAUUCUUGCUCUGCACGGGAGUCAAACGAUGCCGGGUGCAUCAUCCAGUAUCGUGGUUAAAUUCGCCGAUAGCGAGAAAGAACGACAUACAAGAAAAAUCCAACAACUCAUUGGACCCAUGGGUCUGUUCAACCCGACUUUGGCACUCUCGCAGCUCAAUGGGAACAUGUACUCCCAAAUGCUUGAAAACAUGGUACAGACCACCGGUUACAUUAACCCAGUGGCAGCCCUGGCUCUUCAGCUUCAGCAGGCCAGUCAACUUGCAGCGGCUAACAUUCCCAGCAACGUUGCCGGUCUAGCAAUGAUGACAUCGUUGGGCAAUAACAGUGCAGGGACUGGUCACCUUUCCUCACUUUUACACGCCUCACGACCAAACCACAUGAGUCCCUCAACAACCAAUACAGCCUUGAAUGCUGGCUGUCAUCCCAUGGCUGCAGCGUUGAGCGCACAUCAUCUGAACCCUCUCGCCCCACAGCUCGCUGCGCUCUCCACCGUGACCACAAGCAACGCUCCCGAUUCUGCAGCCAAUCCAGCCUCGGUGAGCGGUGUCGACGCGGCCACAAUGGCAGCUGCAGCGGCUGCGGUUGCCAUGGCUACCGCUGGGGGCAACGGCGCAGGCGUUGGAGCUCCUGGACCAACAAGCACGUGUGGAUCAACUAUAAGUGUCUCCUGUGCCUCAAACGGGAUCAGUGCACAAGCCUUGGGCUUGGGAGCCACAGCGAACGCAGCCCCUGGUCUCGCGCUCCACUCUGUCCCAGGAACGCAUCCUCCGAAUCCCACCCUCAGCGGUUUGAUCGCUGCGUCCCUACCGCUCGGGCAGACAGCAUUCUCCAAUGCAACGUUCAGUUUGAACUCCCUAGCAUCCCCGAUCUCUUGCCUCCCCACGGAUGCUAUCUCCCAGUUGUAUUCCGGCGUACCCUCCUAUGGCUUAGCUUAUCCCGCAACCGCCGUUGCCGCUGCAGCUCAGGCAGCAGCUCUGAACCCGUUCACCAACCUGGCUCAACAAGCCCUGAAUAUGCCCGUUCAACAAAAGGAGGGAACUAAAGAUUUGAUUCUCACAGGCCCCGAGGGAUGCAACCUGUUCAUUUAUCACUUGCCACAGGAGUUUGGAGACCCCGAAUUGGCUCAGAUGUUUAUGCCGUUUGGCACGGUCAUUAGUGCCAAGGUAUACGUUGAUCGAGCGACCAAUCAGAGUAAAUGUUUUGGAUUCGUCAGUUUUGACAACCCAACCAGUGCACAUGCAGCAAUCCAGGCAAUGAAUGGCUUUCAGAUCGGUAUGAAGCGGCUCAAAGUUCAGUUGAAACGUCCAAAAAGUGAUGCGACCAAGCCAUACUGAGGCUGUUAUUGCAGCACUCUUUCGUGUGCAACUACCCACUGAACAGAUACGUCACAUUCUCUGUUUUCUACACUACUCCCCACUCUUCCGUCCAUUUUAUGGUAACAGUGUGGCAGUUCAUUUGCCAUUAUACAUUCCAACAAUACCUCCCUUUUGACAUACAACAAAACCACUCAAAACUACAUGUACAUAUCGAAACGGUCAAACAAAUCCACAAAAACAUCGAAUCUGCGCUACCCACGGGAGCCGGAACAGAGGCAGUGGUGGUCUGCGUUGCCAUCGCCGUUGUUUUUUAAUAAUGUUAACUACUUUUACUUGUGUCAGUAGCAUGUUGUCACCGUAGUUUUUGCACCCACCCGACGAACGUUCAGUUACCGUUGUUCGUGUGCCAUUCGGACUUAACUAUGUCCUAUCUGUUUAUGUGAUUCUCUUGCUUCGUGUCGUCGAUCAAAUUUGUUAAUUUAUCCGUGUUCCCCUAUGUUAUCUUCCAUACUAUUCGUUUUCCUUGUUGUGUUCGCAGGAAUUAGUCUAACACUGCUCGUUUAUGCGUGCGUGCCAUUUCCGAUAUUAACCCCUAUCUUUGUGAUAACUUUUGUGUCAUUGAGAGGCAAACUCUAUCAUACAGUGUAUCACCACUGCCAUCUUGAAGUUUCGUUGUCACAAAUGGCACUUUGUAACUUGACAGUGGCUUCCUCGAAAUCAGGAGGUGUCAACACUGCCAAUGUCAUCUUGCCACCGUGUGUUCGGAGCCUCGCCCCGUAUUCCGCGCAAAUUGUCCAUACAUCAAAGAACAAUAGUACAUUCCAGUUAACUGACCUACAAUACCUACGUUCAAUUAUGUUCUAUUUUGACCUUUCUCUCAUUUCAGUUAUCAAAAACACCAAGUAUCCUGUUUUACAAUGACUUGUCUUCAGACAACUUAUCGACAGUGCAAUGACCUGAGACUUGUUAACUUUGGUCACACAUGUGCACUGUGUCUGUGAAAG
Opisthorchis viverrini is the source of this 3197-nucleotide messenger RNA. RefSeq lists its product as hypothetical. Gene Ontology annotation, cellular component: cytoplasm; ribonucleoprotein complex; nucleus. The record is from RefSeq and is a predicted model, not a curated record. The transcript is spliced from 11 exons. Gene Ontology annotation, molecular function: mRNA binding. Gene Ontology annotation, biological process: mRNA splice site recognition; regulation of alternative mRNA splicing, via spliceosome. Bases 1 to 2211 code for a protein of 736 amino acids. Lineage: Eukaryota; Metazoa; Platyhelminthes; Trematoda; Opisthorchiida; Opisthorchiidae.